Zophobas morio is the source of this 2238-nucleotide messenger RNA. RefSeq names its product tolloid-like protein 1. The transcript is spliced from 4 exons. Gene Ontology annotation, molecular function: metalloendopeptidase activity; calcium ion binding. NCBI's taxonomy places the organism in Eukaryota, Metazoa, Arthropoda, Insecta, Coleoptera, Tenebrionidae. Bases 1 to 2157 code for a protein of 718 amino acids. The record is from RefSeq and is a predicted model, not a curated record.
AUGGAUUCCAGAAAGACCUGGACCACGAAACUUCUAGAGGAGAGUCUGGCUUUAAAUAGAGGCCGCCGUCGGGAACGAUUACAGAUUAGCAUUUUUCCAGUUGUCAAAAUGCUUGCACUAUACGAACUACUGUCUGUAAUAGUGAUUACACUACAGAUCUGUCCUUCUCUAGUUGCACUCACCACUUGCAAUACUACCUUCAAUCAAAGAUCGGGAACGUUCUUUUCCCCCGCAUUUUACAAACCGAACACCACCAAUAUCGAAAAAUGUAAAUGGCGCAUUUCAGUAUCACCUGAUGAAAAAAUUGUACUUAAUGUAACUGUGAUCGAUAUAGAAAAGACACCAAAUUGCAACUCGGGUAACCUAGAAGUACGAGAUGGUUUCUGGGAAGAUUCUCCUCUUCUUGGAAAAUAUUGUGGAAAUGGUUCCCUAAACCUCAUAGCCUCCACAACUAAUAAACUGUUAAUUUCGUACCAGCACAGAGUAGGUUAUAGAGGAUUUCUAGGAGAAUACGAGGCGAUUUGUGGAGAAGAAAUAUAUGUACGAAGUCAGUUUAUUUUACAUUCGAAUGAACCUCAAGAAAAGUACCCUCUUAAUAGAAAAUGUAUCUGGAAAGUGACAGUUCCAGUCAACCAUCAAAUCGUGCUGAGAAGCCAAAAAUUCCAAAUAGAAUAUGAAGAACGCUGUAUGUUCGAUUAUGUGGAGUUUUAUGAUUCCAACAGUACUGCUCUUGGAAGGUUUUGUGGUGAGGAACUUUCAGGAAAUAUCACUUCGACUUUAAACACGCUUACUAUUAAAUUCGUCUCAGACGAUUCUGUUCAAAAAGAAGGUUUUUCUUUCUUACUUUUGGCAGAUUACGACGAAUGCGUAACCAAAGAACACCAAUGUGAUCAUGAGUGUAUUAAUACCAUUGGUAGUUAUAAAUGUGUUUGCCGAAGGGGCUAUAAAUUACAAAUAGAUGGCAAAAGCUGUGAAAUCGAGUGUGGUGGAAUUUUGAACGCCUUGAAUGGUGCGAUUCAUUCGUACUCGUUUCCUCAGGAGUACCCACGAAACACAACUUGUAUAUGGAAAAUCGUCGUUCCCGAUGAUAACGUAAUACAUUUAAGUUUCUUUAGUUUUGAUAUAAAAGGAGAUAGCGAUAAUCAUUCUUUUAGGGAAAAGUGUGAAAAGAAUAAGUUAGAGAUUUUUAAUGGGGAGGAAACUGACCCACAACCUUUAGGUACUUAUUGUGGAAGUGUCUUGCCAAAUCUUGUUGUAUCAGAAGGUAGUACUAUGAAGAUUAUCUUCUCUACGGAUAACAGUGUGGAAAGAAGUGGGUUUGCUUUAACCUAUUCUACAGUUGGAAAUAAAUGUGACAAGUUUGGAGGUAAUUGUCAUCAUCGAUGUGUUAGUCUGCAGACAUAUCGUAAAUGUAUUUGUCCAGAAAAUUACACGACAGAAAACAACCUCGACUGCAGUAGAGGUUGUCAUUACGAAAUAGCCUCACCUUCGGGAAUUAUAUCUAGUCCUAAUUACCCUAACUAUUAUCAGAAUAAUGCAAACUGCACUUGGAGAUUUAAAACAACACCAGGGCAUAGAAUACAAAUCGUUUUUUCUGAUAUACAAACUACAGAUUGUGACGAUUACGUCAGGGUUUAUGAUAAUUAUUAUCCAUCGAAUGCGAGCAUUUUGUUAGAAGUUUGUGGUAAUAAAACGAAUAUCACUGGAUUGUCCACCACAAACGAAUUAUCUGUCAAUUUUAUCUCAGACUCUUUGAACGUUUAUCAAGGUUUCAAUGCCACAUAUUCAUCUGUAUGUGGUGGUAAUUUGACUGCUAGUACCACCGAAAAGUACGUUUAUUCUCACGAUACGUAUGGUCUUUCGAACUACUACGACUACACUGAUUGUGUUUGGAUUAUCAAGGCAAACUCCGGGUAUUACGUCAAUCUGUCGGUUGAGGUUCUUGAUAUUGAAUUUUCUUCGUAUUGCAAUUUCGAUUUUAUAGAAAUUCGAGAAGGUGAUAUUUCACGUGGAAAAUUCUGUGGUAAUGAGAAACCUGAAGAAUUCCUGUCGAGCGAUAAUUUUACGGUAAAAUUUCACACAGAUUAUAGUGUAGCUAAAAGAGGUUUUCGACUUAUGUAUAAAGCUGUACAAUCUGAAGAGGUCCACCUUAAUUAAUUACUUUUUCAAAAGUUCAUUUGAAUAAAGUUGGUCCACAGGAUAAUAAAACAUGAAAAAUUAUGUUUCCUGUUUCCGUCU